UUGGAUUUAGACUCGCCCCCCUCCCCCACUUCCUCUCCCUCCCAUUCCCCCCGGGUUUAUAAAUGGUGAGUUCGCAGCUCCGUCAGGUUCAAUCGCCGCACUUUUCAGAUCACCUCCCAUCCCGAGGCUGGACUCUGCGCAUAUGAGGGGAGCCCUCGGAUUUCAAGGGUUGAUCAUUCGAAACCGCGCUCUGGACACUGGAAAGCAAAAGAUUAGCAUGCGACCCGUUCACGGGGUUGGGGAAAGAAGGGUAGACCUUCUCCUGGAUGCUCUUUGGGAACCUGCUGCGUCUCUCCAAAGGAUUUCGUGCAGAAGAUAGCUGGGUUUCAGCUUUGCAACUGGAGAGACGGGGAUACAGCCGCCCGGUUCACCCUCCCGCUUCUACAUAGUGGGCAGUGGCGGAGACAAGCGGGGUAUUCCAAUCUCAGCUGUGAGCACCAGGAUCCCUCUCCUCGCCAAUACCUGGCCGCACCUUCCAGUAGCUGGAAUCUGAGGGUCGCCUUCCCUGGACGCGUCUCACCGAGGGCUGCUUUACAAUGAGUUUUCCUUUCUUGCACGGGCAGCUGCCGCCGGCAUUCCUGGCCAUAUUCAGGGCACCGCUUGGCUCCGAAAGAGGAACACAUUGGUUCGCCCGCGUUGGAGGCACAGCGCCGGCCAGGUCUUGAGGGAGUGCGAGGAGAAUGAAGAGGAAGAGUCCCAGAUGGAAGGAUGAACUGGCGGCUUGUUGAUCUCGUCUCUUUGCUGUUCCUAUGGGACCGGCUGGCUCUUACCCUCCAUUGCUGGGCUCUCUUGGUGCUUUCAUCUCAUCACCAACACCAACAUGUCACCAGCCCCCUCGACUGGCUCCUGUCGGACAAAGGGCCCUUCCACCGGGCCCGGGAUUAUUCCAAUUUCCUGGAUCGAUACCGCCAGGGAUUUACUACCAGAUACAAGAUCUACAGAGAGUUUGGUCGAUGGAAGGUGAAUAAUUUAGCAGUGGAAAGAAGAGACUUUUUGGGCUCAGAUUUGCCUCUAGCUCCAGAGUUUAUCAGAAAUAUCCGUUUGUUGGGACGGAGACCAAGUCCACAACAGAUAAUCGAUAACUUGAUCAAGAAGUAUGGCACACAUUUCUUACUAUCUGGAACACUUGGAGGGGAAGAAUCACUGACCAUCUUUGUGGACAAACAAAAGUUGAAUAAGAACACUGAUCUCAAUAACAAUUCUGCUAUCAGUUUGGACACCCUUCACCAGUUGGCUGCUUCCUACUUUAUUGACCGAGAGACGACAUUACGCAAACUCCAUGAAAUCCAGAUUGCAUCUUCAGCGAUCAAGGUAACGGAAACCAGAACAGGACCUCUUGGAUGCAGUAACUACGACAAUCUGGACUCUGUUAGUUCAGUUCUGGUACAAAGUCCCGAGAACAAAAUUCACUUACAAGGCCUUCAAGCUAUACUGCCAGAACACCUGCGGGAGCGGUUUGUUCAGGCGGCUCUGAGUUACAUCGCCUGUAACUCUGAGGGUAGCUUCAUCUGCAAGGACCAUGACUGCUGGUGUCAGUGCACAGCUAAAUAUCCAGAGUGCAACUGCCCUUAUCUUGACAUCCAAGCCAUGGAGGACAACCUCCUGUGGAUAACGGACAGCUGGACCAACCACAACAAUGAAUUUGAGGUGUCAGAUGAGUUCAAGACCUUUCUGAAGAAGUUGCCGACUGAGUAUUUCCUGAACACCUCCACUAUCCUUCAGCUCUGGACGAUGGACUUCAGUCUCCAGCACCGCUACGAGCAACUGGAGGCCAGUCUGAAGGUGCUCUUCACCAAGGCGCAGAAGACUGUCCGAAAGCUCUUCAGCCUAAGUAAGCGCUGCCAGAAACAACCAAAAUUCGUCCUCCCCAGAGAAAGGGCCAUGACCUAUUGGCUUAACCGCGUCCAGUCCUUCCUGUACUGCACUGACAAUGGCCUGGCUGGGAUCUUCUCGGAGGAGACCCGGAGCUGCACCUGCCCCUAUGACCAGCUGAGCUGCCAGAAGGCCAUCCCGUGCGUGGUGGGCGAGGGGACGUCGUGCGUGGUGUGCGCCGCCGACAACCGCACCCGCUGCGGUGGCUGCAACGAGGGCUACAUGCUGGCCCAGGGGGUCUGCCGGCCGGAGGUGGCUGACUCCACCGAGCAGUACAUUGGUUUUGAGACCGAGCAGGACCUGCGGGACAUGGAGAUCAGGUACCUGCUGCAGAAGCGCGACAGCAAGAUCAUAGUGCCGGCCAUCUUCAUCAGCAACGAUAUGCGCCUCAACAGCUGGUUCGAUCCCUCCUGGAGGAAGCGUAUGCUCCUCACACUGAAGAGUAACAAGUACAAGACCAACUUUGUCCAUAUGAUCUUGGGCAUGACCAUACAAAUCUGUUUGACUAAAAACAGUACCUUGGAACCAGUGCUGGCUAUCUAUGUGAAUCCAUUUGGAGGUAGUCACUCGGAGAGCUGGUUCAUGCCCGUAAACGAAGACAGCUACCCAGACUGGGAGAGGACUAAGGUGGAUGUGCCUCUUCAGUGUUACAACUGGACCCUGAUGCUGGGCAACAAGUGGAAGACCUUCUUUGAAACGGUCCACAUCUACUUGAGGAGCCGCAUCAAGUCCAACGGCAACGAGAGCCUGUACUACGAGCCGCUCGAGUUCAUUGACCCCUCCAGGAACCUGGGCUACAUGAAGAUCAGCCACGCCCAGGUGUUCGGCUACAGCAUGCACUUCGACCCUGACGCCAUUCGGGACCUGAUCCUGCAGCUGGACUACCCGUACACCCAGGGCUCGCAGGACUCUGCCCUGCUGCAGCUGCUGGAGAUCCGAGACCGAGUGAACCGGCUCUCCCCCUACAGCCACCAGCGGCUCGACCUCUUCACCUGCCUGCUCCGUCAUCGGCUGAAGCUGACCACUAGUGAGGUGGUCAGAAUCCAAGCCUCCCUCCAGGCGUUCAAUGCCAAACUCAUCAACUCCGUCGAAAAUGAAACCACCAAAUUAUGCAGUUAACUGCCAGCACCCCUCAAUGCCAGGGAUGAGAAUGGGGAUUCUUUCUUUGAUGUUCUUUUGUGUACAAUUUGUUUGAUUUAACCACAGAUUUCCCCAUGCAACAAGCACCGGUCUUUAUUCUCUAUGUUAGUGUUGGUGAAGCGCCACAUCACAGGAGCAAACUAAUGGCCAGAAGCCCUUUGACUAACCAGCCUCUUCAGCGUGCGCCUGAAUAUCCAACCAAUAUAGCUGCCCUAUCUCGUUUCCAGGACUCUGGUAAAGCAAGCGCAAAUAUUGCACCAUGCUCCCUCCCAGAUGGGAACUAUAAACACCGAACAGUAGCCAGGGCCAGGAGUAAUGCAUUGCACCCAUUAUAUUUUUUAACAAUGUGGUGCUUAAAAAUGACACUGACCAUAAUGACGUUCUUGACCCAUGUUCCUGUAGCAAACACCAGCGCAGAAACAAAAUGGUAUGAGCUGAUGCAUUUUCUUUUUCGUUGUAUAAUUAUUUUAAUAAUAAUCGGUGUUGAAGGACUAAUGUUUUUCAAUGGUAUUGUUUUUACUGUACAUGAAAGCCUUGCGUGCUGUGGUUGCUCAGUAAUGUUUCCUUUUUCUAGGUGAGACCAGUCGUGGUGCAAAGUGCUCUAGAGUCGGACACAAAGGCGCCUUUUUGUCCUUUUGUUUGGGCAGGGUGAGGGUGGAGGGGAGGGGAAGGGUGGGGUGCAGGGGGGAGGGGUCCUGAGGUGCGUUGACUGGCUCGGGCCACUUGUCUACAGGGCAACUGUAGAUAAUUUUGGAGAAACUCCACACAGUAACCAUUCCCUGCUCUGCUGAUGUUCCCCUCAGGUUGUGUUAAACAGAGCAGAAUCACAGAAAGUGAGAUCAGUAUAAUAAUACCAGGUAAAAUGUACAAAAGUGUGGCACUUUUAGGAAUCGAUGGAAUGCAAACAACCCUUUUUCAGAGCGGGGAGGGUAGGAAAUAGUGCAGUGCCACAGCUUACUGGCAGCUUCAACUAUCCAUAGACUAUGGUGAUUCAGAGGGAAGCCAAGAGGCCCAUCAAGCCUGGGCUAACUCUUUAAAAUAACUAAUUAGUCCCUGUUCUUUCUCUAACACUGACAUGAAAAAUUUGCAUAUUUUUAUCCAAUCCCCUUUUCAUAACAGCACACACCAUUAAUAAAAAUGUUUCUUAUCAAACACGGCUCUUUUGCUAGUUAUCUCAAUGAUCAGUGAAAACUCCAGUCUGUAAAAGGUUCAGCAGGUUGAGGCAUGUUGUAAUGACCUCGUCCCCCCUUUUUGGUGGAAUCUCGAUUAGAGACAUUUCAGGAUAGCUGGAAUGUUAACCUGUCCAUGCUGGUAUGAUGUGGUGCUCUCGUGGGUUGUCUUGGAUGUAAGAUUUCAUUUUUUGUUUCAAAGGAACAGGUCUUGUGCAAAGGAACAGGUCUUGUGCACACAGCCUCCCAGUUUGUACUGGCAAUCCCACUGCGGAAGAGUAAUCGGACAAAAUAUAUAUGAAUUAAAGUCAGGAUUAAGAAACUUCUUUAUUUUGUGCUGUUGCUAUGUUGUGUUUUCCCAUUCCGAAGAGGAUUUGUUACUUCUUGGUGAAAGAGGAGAUGGAAUUUGUAUUUUGCUGUUGUGGAACACUGUGGACUGUCCCACUUUCAAUCUCAGUCAAAUCUACCUGCAAAUCAAGGACAUUACCUGCCUCUUGAAAUGACGGGUGACAACACAGUGGAAAUGGAUCGAAAGCAGCAGAUUGAAACAAUGGAAGAACUGAAGAACAGGAGGUGAAGUUAUCAUAUAGCAGUCCAGCAAGGUUCAAUAGUGGCCCAAGCCCUGCAAAAAUCAUUAGUGGAUUGGUUGGUAAAGUCAAACUUUAGAGGGGCAAUAUCUAUUCAGUGAACAAAAAAAAAUGGGUUCACAGACAUAAAAGGGAUUCUGCUGGUCUUUCUUCAAAGCUGCAAUCUGUCUCCUUCCUGCCAAAAUAAAAUUGCCCAAAACGUAUUUAAAUAUAGAUAGUGCCCCUUUAAUCUAAAUUAAGUUUUCUUUCAAUCUCCAGUAGAAUGGCCACAAGAGACCGUGAUCAGGAUUGUGCAUGUGGUAAUGAAAAGCAAAUGACCUGCUCCUCUGAUGUUCUUUGCGAAUUAAAUGAUAUAGAUGUGCAAUGCUGUCACUGUAUUUUGGGGUGUGCACUGUCUGGUUUCAGGGCCUUAAAUCUCCAAAACACUCCUUUGAACGAAAGGACUUGCAGAACUUGGAAUAUUGAAAUCUCCUUAAAAAGUAAAGCCACUUUCACAUGAGGCAAAAUAUUAUUUGUAACUUCAAGGGUGGGAGCAUUCUUGAUUGUUGAAUGGUUGUUUAAAGGUGCAGUGCGCUGCCAUUUUGUAUAUUUCUAAUGACUGAUUCUGGCUCCGUUGUAAAUUGAGUGUACAGAACUCGUCUGUAUUUGUUUUAUUGCUGGUAUUAUCUAGGAUUUGGGCAUUUAAUUUUUGGUUAUUAAAUCUGGAUGAAAAGUC
Messenger RNA from Pristis pectinata (smalltooth sawfish), 5483 nucleotides. Its product is annotated as BMP/retinoic acid-inducible neural-specific protein 3-like. The transcript has 8 exons. The record is from RefSeq and is a predicted model, not a curated record. Gene Ontology annotation, biological process: positive regulation of neuron differentiation; negative regulation of mitotic cell cycle. NCBI's taxonomy places the organism in Eukaryota, Metazoa, Chordata, Chondrichthyes, Rhinopristiformes, Pristidae. The coding region runs from base 709 to 2991 and encodes 760 amino acids.